UAUUUUCAUCUGGGGUAGUAAGUAUGGCCGUCACAAGGCCACACGUGCUCCUCCCUACAACUACAUGAAAAUAAUAUGUGAGCCUUAUAUGCUUAAAAGAAAAGGUUUAAUUCCUCUUAUUCUACCUCCAACAAUACUAAGAAUAGUAAUAGGACUUCCGUUAAUGGGAGAAUGAAGGGAUGAUUCGUGUUUUCUCCAUGGGUGAGAGAUUGAAGAAAAGGCAAUGCACAAGGCUUAAUCUAGCAACGAAAACUAAGAGAGAGAUUAAUUUGAAGUUUCAAGAAUCUCAAGAGGAAAGGUUUGCAAAUUAUGGAAUUAACCCUCAGUUGUGGAGUCUAUACAGAGGUUUUUCCCUUCUCCGGUCAGGAUUCCUGGUUUAUGUUCGCAGUGAUCACAUAAAUCUUCCUACAGAGACACAAAAUUACGACUCACUGUUUCACUCUUCAUACAAUUCCCACCAUCAAGAACCGAAUUUUGAUCGCACCCUCCAAGCAAACUGACCUUCCCCAGCUCUUCGUCAACAGAA
Molecule: messenger RNA, 526 nt
Organism: Prunus avium (sweet cherry)
Lineage: Eukaryota; Viridiplantae; Streptophyta; Magnoliopsida; Rosales; Rosaceae
Source: RefSeq, a predicted model, not a curated record